GAGGCCACUGGUUGCUCUGCUCACAGGGGGAGACAGCUGCCAACUUGCUCUGGAAAGGCCCUUGCUGUCCCCAUUAGCCCAGGCCACUGGUGGCUCCCACAUCUAUAUACGCAACUUUGGCCACAACCUCCGCCAUUGCCCCAGCUGAGUGGUGAGAGCUGGCUGGAGCCACGAGGAAUUAUGAGGGCGGCUCUCUGGACCUGGGGGCUGGGGCCCUUUCUUCUCACUCUCAGGGCAGCCCCCUUGUCCUGUCUGUCCCAAGGUAGUCCUGGUGACCUGGGGCUGGCACACAGACGGAGUGCAUGAGAUGGAGUGGUGCAGGUCCGACGUGAUGGGGAGUGGGGACACUUGUGCAACCAGAAGUGCACACUGGUGGAGGCCUCUGUGGUCUGCAGGCAGCUUGGCUGUGGCUGUGCAGUUGGUGCUCCCAAGUAUGUCCCGCUACCAGGAGAGGUGGCUCCGCCCUGGCUGCACAACGUGUCCUGUCGGGGUCAUGAGUCCUCCCUCUGGGAGUGCAGCCUGGGCGCACGGAGUCAGAGCGCAUGCCCCCAUGAGUGGGUGGUGGUUGUACUCUGUGCAAAUGGCACUUUCUGGGAGAUCCGCCUGGUGAAGGGUCACAGUCCCUGUGCAGGACUCCCUGAGAUCAGGAAUGUGAAUGGGGUGGACCGCCUCUGUGGCUUGCACAUGGAGGAGGCCACAGUAUUCUGCCAGGAGCUGGGGUGUGGCCCUGCGCUCCAGGCCCCCUGCCAAGGUGUGGACAUCGUCAGGAAGUACAUGGUUUGCAGGGGCACAGAGCCCACCAUCCGCAACUGCAGACUCAACAACAACCUGCGCAGUGGCUGUGACCUCCAGCUGGAUGCAGAGGUGGUCUGCUCAGGUGAGAUGUUGAUUCCCCCCGGACACACAGAGGCCCGGCUGGUGGGCGGUGAGCAUCCCUGUGCUGGGCGCCUGGAGGUUGGGCGGGGCCUGACCUGGGGCACUGUCUGCCUCACGGACCUGGAUCUGCCCACAGCCCACGUGGUGUGCCGGGAGCUGCAGUGUGGGUUGGUCAUCUCCGUCGUCCACGGCACCCUCUUUGGCCAAGGCUCAGGGCCAGUGUGGACAGAGGCCUCCCACUGCCUGGGCAAUGAGUCCCUGCUGUUCCACUGCCAGAGCGAGCCCGGGCACCAGUGCACGCAUGACCAGGACCUGGGGCUCAGGUGCUCAGAGUUCCGGCCGGUCAAUGGCAGCAGCAGCUGUGGGGGCCACGUGGAGCUCCAGGUGCAGGGGUCCUGGGUGCCCCUCUGCGCCUGGCACUGGGACUUAGCAGAUACAACCGUCCUCUGCCACCAGCUGAACUGUGGCAACGCUGUGGCCACACCUCCAGGAGGCCACUUUGGGGAAGGAGGAGCUCCCCUGUGGCCAGAUGUGUUUCACUAUGUGGGGACAGAGCUUUAUUUGUGGAAUUGCCCAGUGAGCACGCUGGGGGCCCAGGCCUGUGCCCCAGGAAAUUCAGCCUCUGCCCUCUGUUCAGGUCUCCGAGACGCCUUACGUCUGAGGGACUGUCAGAGCCGUUGUGAUGGCCUGGACGGCAUGUGGGGCCGUGUCCUGGACAACGCCUGGGACCUGCUGGCCGCCAGCGUGGUGUGCCGGCAGCUGGGGUGCGGAGGGGCAGAGCGAGCCUACGACGCGCCCACCCCUGGCCGUGGUGUGGUCCGGGUAUGGUUGAGCCGUGUGCGCUGCGUGGGCUCCGAGACCCACCUGACCCAAUGCAACGUGUCCACGUCCCAGCUGGUGCCCGCAGGGGUUUCACGGGACGUUGGCGUCGUGUGCUCUGGUGAGUGUGGGAACAGUUGUUCCCCCAGCUCCCUGGCCCCCAGAGUGCAGGCGCUCCUGACUCAGUCUCUCCGCAGGGAGCCUCCGGGUACGGCUGGCCGCUGGGCUGGGUCGCUGCGACGGUCUGAUGCCUGGCACCUACAGGACGCGCCUGUGGUCUGCAGGCAGCUGGGCUGUGGCCACGCCCUGAGUGCGCUGGGGUCCGCCCACUUUGGGGUUGGGGCUGGCCCCAUCUAGAUGGACGAACUGGCCUGUGUGGGCCAUGAGUCUGCUCUGUGGCAGUGCCCGUCUGGGGGCUGGGGACGGCAUGACUGUGGGCACAAGGAGGACGCUGCGGUCUUCUGCUCAGAAUCUAUGGCUCUGAGGCUUCGAGGAGGUCCUGGUGGCUGUGCUGGCUGGCUGGACGUGCUCUACAAUGGGACAUGGGGUUCUGUGUGCAGCAAUGCCCUCAAAGACAUCUCCUUGACUAUCAUCUGCAAACAGCUGGGGUGGGGAUCAGGGCUGGCUGGAGAACAAGCCAUUCCAAGGGGCAGGUUCCAGCACCGCCUGGGUAGACGACAUUGAGUGCCGCAGGCUACCGAGCUCCACUCUGUGGCACUGUCCUUCUGCUCCCUGGGACCCAUGCUCCUGUGUCCUGGGAGAAGAGGAUUUUCACCAACAAUGGCACAGGCUUCAGGAGAGAUGCUCAACUGCUCAUCCGUGCUCAGUUGCCCAGAGGAGGGUGCAGUGUGCGUGCGUGGCGGCAAGGACGGAUGCUCUGGGCGCGUGGAGCUCUGGCACAGGGGCUCCUGGGGCACCGUGUGUGAUGACUCCUGGGACCUGGCAGAAGCAGAGGUUGUGUGCCGCCAGCUGGGCUGUGGCCAGGCAGUGGACGCCGUGCGGGGCGCUGCCUUCGGCCCUGGCUCGGGGCCCGUGUGGCUGGAUGAGGUGGGGUGUCGUGGCAGUGAGGCGUCCCUGUGGGGCUGCCCGGUUGAGCCGUGGGGACGCGGAGACUGUGAGCACAAGGAGGACGCAGGUGUGCACUGCUCAGGUGUCCCUGGGACCACUGCAUCUGCCCUUUCCCUGGCCCCUCCACCUGUUGCUGAGGGCUGGACCUUGCCUGAAAUCGCCUGCCUGGUCCUUGGCUUUGUCCUGGGCCUCGUCUUCCUGGUGCUAGGUGUCCAGUGGUGCCACAGCAGUGCUGCCUGCAUGGGUUCUGGACUGUCGGGGAACCAGGCCUCAGAGGGCGUCUAUGAGGACAUCGAAGCUGUCCCUGUGAGGGAGAAGGAUGAAGUGUCCCCAGAAUCCAGGGGGCCCAUGCAGGAGGAAGAUUAUGAUGAUGCGGCAGAGCCUGAGGAGGGCCACCAUGAUGAGGGGGAGGAGUCUGGGGCCUUGCUGAGCCCCACAGGUGUGCAUCUUUGCGCCCUGGGGUCCGUGGCACUCUUCUUACUGUACUGCUCCCACGUGCAGGGCUCUGCUCUGGCCAGCGCUUACAUUUAAAGAUCCUGAGUGCUGCUCUGUGUCUCUGGGUCCUCACUGCCAUCUUAGGCACGAGGCAUUGGAAAGUGCCCUGUCCCUCAAGGCUGAUGCUUAGACUGGAAUCUUGCAGUGGGCAGGAUGGUGCUCAGUAAAGU
Molecule: messenger RNA, 3428 nt
Organism: Marmota monax (woodchuck)
Lineage: Eukaryota; Metazoa; Chordata; Mammalia; Rodentia; Sciuridae
Gene: Scart1
Product: scavenger receptor family member expressed on T cells 1
Cellular component (GO): membrane
Source: RefSeq, a predicted model, not a curated record